Conger conger (European conger) is the source of this 2396-nucleotide messenger RNA. RefSeq names its product Bardet-Biedl syndrome 5 (gene bbs5). NCBI's taxonomy places the organism in Eukaryota, Metazoa, Chordata, Actinopteri, Anguilliformes, Congridae. Gene Ontology annotation, cellular component: BBSome; ciliary basal body. The transcript has 4 exons. Gene Ontology annotation, biological process: cilium assembly; intracellular transport. The coding region runs from base 113 to 457 and encodes 114 amino acids. Gene Ontology annotation, molecular function: phosphatidylinositol-3-phosphate binding. The record is from RefSeq and is a predicted model, not a curated record.
CGCUGAAUGAGCAGGCGCAUGGAAUUACUUGGUCGGAAUCGUACAGCAGAAAGAUAGAUUAAAGUCAUCAGCCAGAUAGAAAGUAAUAAUAAUAAUAAUAAUAAUAAAAAACAUGACCAUGGCGUCUGUGUUGGAUGCUCUGUGGGAGGACAGAGAUGUCAGAUUUGACAUUACCCCGCAGCAAAUGAAAAUGAGACCUGGUGAAGUCCUGAUAGACUGCCUGGAUUCAAUUGAAGAUACCAAAGGGAACAAUGGAGACCGAGGCAGGCUACUGGUGACCAAUUUAAGGAUCAUCUGGCACUCCUUGGCUUUACCCAGAGUCAAUCUAUGUCCUGGAGCACCUGUUAAGGUGGAUGUGAUUAUGAACACCAGUACGUACCAAGAUAUCUUCAUAACAAAACAAUGCACCCCCCCUCCCAAUGACCUUACAAGAUUUCCAUUUUCAUUUAGAAAUUAAAAUUUUGAAUGCAAUUCACUUCAUGUCAUAUAAUGAAAUAUGAAGUGUUUAUAGACAAGUUUAUACAGUUUAAAGCAUUUUUAAUAAUGAACAAAUUGUUUUAAGCAGUUGGUUUUAAUGUUGUGGCUGAUCGGUGUAAUUCAAAUCGCCAGUAACCCCAAACUAGAAAUAUAAUCCAUCCAUCCAUCCAUCCAUCAUCACCCGCUUAUCGCGGGUCGCAGGGGCAGUAGGCAAAGCCGGGUAUUCCAGGCGUCCCUCUCCCCAGCAACGCAUUCUAGCUCCUCCUGGGGGAUCCCGAGGCGUUCCCUGGCCAGGAGAGAUAUAUAAUCUCUCCAGCGGGCUCUGGGUCUCCCUCGGGGUCUCUGCCCAGUUGGACGAGCCCGGAAACCUCCAAAGGGAGGCGCCCGGGAGGCAUCCUGAUCAGAUGCCCGAACCACCUCAAUUGGCUCCUUUCGACGCGAAGGAGCAGCGGCUCUACUCCGAGCUCCCUCCGGAUGUCCGAGCUCCUCACCCUAUCUCUAAGGCUGAGCCCGGCCACCCUACGGAGGAAGCUCAUUUCAGCCGCUUGUAUACGCGAUCUCGUUCUUUCGGUCACUACCCAAAGCUCGUGACCAUAGGUGAGGGUUGGGACGUAGAUCGACCAGUAAAUCGAGAGCUUUGCCUUCCGGCUCAGCUCCCUCUUCACCACAACGGUCCGGUGCAACGCCCGCAUUACUGCUGACGCUGCACCGAUCCACCUGUCGAUCUCCCUUACUCGUGAAUAAGACCCCGAGAUACUUGAACUCCUUCACUUGGGGCAAAGACUCGUUCCCAACCCGGAGGGAGCAAUCCACCGUUUUCCGGCAGAGAACCAUGGCCUCGGACUUGGAGGUGCUCUCAUCCCGGCCGCUUCACACUCGGCUGCAAACCGCUCCAGUGCGUGCUGAAGGUCACGGUCCGAUGAAGCCAGCAGAACCACAUCAUCCGCAAAAAGCAGAGAUGCGAUUCUGAGGUCACCAAACCGGACACUCUCCUCACCUCGGUUGCGCCUUGAGAUCCUGUCCAUGAAUACCACAACAGGACCGGUGACAAGGGGCAACCUUGGCGGAGUCCAACACCCACCGGAAACGUGCUUGACUUUGUGCCGAGAAUGCGGACACAGCUCUCACUUUGGUUAUACAGGGACCUGAUGGCUCGUAACAACGGCCCUGGUACCCCAUACUCCCGCAGUACACCCCACAGGGUUCCCCGGGGGACAAGGUCGAAAGCCUUCUCCAAGUCCACAAAGCACAUAUAGAAAUAUAAUGCAAAUGCAAAAUCUAGCUUCAAUAUAUGGGCAGUUCAUGUGUAACUUAAUUAACUGGCAAAGUUGUGAUUGAAUUAUUUUAAAUAGGUUUACCUUUUGAUCAAUGUUGAUGCCGUGUUCAAGUGUACAGUCAGUUAUUGCGUUAUUAUGAGUUAGCACAUACAUGAGUUUGUUAACCAGCAAACUAAAUAUCCUGUUUUCUUGGUAGUUAAUUUUUAAAAAAAUAUUUAGCUUCUACUAAAUUGAUGCAAUGUUCACCAAAUUUGGCAAAGAGCAAUGCCUGGUGUAGCCUGGGAAAAAGUUUUUUUGAUGCUGAGAAGCAAACUGUCCAAUUACUUCUGGUCCCCUCAAAUGCGGUUACUAUGUAAAAAAAGGGAUGUAGUCCCUACACAGGUGACCCAAUAUGUAUGUGGAAAACUCAAGUUAAAGGUCUGCACUUUAACGUCAUAUUCAUUUAUUCAUUUCUAAUCCAAUGUGCUGGAGUACAGAGCCAAAAGAACAGAAAUUGCAUUACUGCCCAAAUACUUAUGGACUGCAUUGUAAUUGCUUUUAUUAUCUGUAUUUAGUAUUUUCUUUUUCUUUGUUGAAUCACUUUGAAUCACUGCUACAUAAGUCAUUAAUGUUUGUGUGCUAAUAAUUUGAUUAUUUGUCAAA